CGAAUAACUUGACCUCGUUAUUUCGAAUUGACCCAACGUAUCACAGGGAUCGUCCGCACGGUUACCCAGGGUCAGGACCUGACUCAGACGCCACCUGGGCUCUGAUCAUUUGUUUCCUCUAUGCUGUGGUCUUUGUGACUUGUUGUGGUUUCGCCAUGAUCUCUUGGAAGUUCCAGAAAGACAGAAACGCUGCCUGGGAUUGUGAACAGAAAAUUGAAUGGGAAACAGAAGUCGGUAAAGAGGAGGAAGGAGGAGAAGAAGAAGGUGGUGGAGAAGGACUUGAAGCUGGAGGCCUUCGGCAGUUGCGCAGGCGCGUGAUUGCCAGCAGCAUGUGCUGGUUGUGGGUGCUUUUAUUCCUCGGUGGAGCAAGUGGUUACAAAAUCUUAGCCUUGAGUCCUUUGUGCAGUAAGAGUCAUGUUAUCGCUUAUGCGCCUCUACUGAAUGAAUUGACCGCAAGAGGGCACCAGGUGACAGCAGUUGUGCCUUAUAAUGUGCCCAGUUUGAGCAACGGAGUUCAGGUUUUGACGGACGACAGCCUGAAGGAACUCGCGUGGGGCAUCUUCCAAUACCAGUUUUCUGAAACGCUAGGGACCACUUGGAACGCUAUCUCGGACGAACUCGGGUUUUUCGAGGUUUCCAUUCAAACUUGCCCGAAAUUGUUGGAAACGCCGACGGUUGCCAGACUGAUGCAAACUGUCGAAAGAGGCAGUUAA
Molecule: messenger RNA, 713 nt
Organism: Notodromas monacha
Lineage: Eukaryota; Metazoa; Arthropoda; Ostracoda; Podocopida; Cyprididae
Source: the annotation of a GenBank genome assembly